This is a messenger RNA of Parastagonospora nodorum SN15, 646 nucleotides long. RefSeq lists its product as hypothetical. Bases 73 to 513 code for a protein of 146 amino acids. The transcript has 3 exons. The record is from RefSeq and is a predicted model, not a curated record. Lineage: Eukaryota; Fungi; Ascomycota; Dothideomycetes; Pleosporales; Phaeosphaeriaceae.
CGAAAUUCACUAUCUGAAAUACCUCAAGUCUACUCAAAUCUCACCUAAACCAUCAAACUACCAUCAAUCACAAUGUCUGGCCGUGCCGUUCCCGCGCUUGGUGCUAUUGCCGCAGGUGGCAUUGGUUACUACCUGUACACUGCUGGAGGAGAUCCCAAGCUUGCUGAGAAGAAGGCUGAGCACGAUGCCGCAAACGCAGUAAGACGUGUAAAGGGCGACUUCCCUGGCUCAGACAAGGAACUCAAGAAGGCUGGCGAGGAGGGUUACGAGGCAGUCCGCUCAACCGCCCAGCAAUACGCCAACCAAGCCAAGGCCGAGGCACACAAGGCCGAGCAGAAGCUUGACCAGUACAGUGUCGAGGCCAGGAAGAAGUACGAGGAGGCCAAGGCCCAGGCCGAGAGGGAGUUUGCCAGCACCCGCAAGGAGGUCAACUCUGCCGUUGAUACUUUCGACAAGAAAACCAUCGAGGCAACAAAAGAGACCAAGAGCUGGUUCGGUUCGUGGUUCAGAUAGAUGCUGGACUAGGAGACAGACGAUGGAGUAAUUAUCAGGAUGUAGUGAUUGGAAGUAGCAUUGCUGUUUAGCACCGGCGUACGGGGGAGUCGCUUUUAAUCUCAAUGAGACUUACGAUGUUCUUCUGACAAGC